Molecule: messenger RNA, 3317 nt
Organism: Cydia amplana
Lineage: Eukaryota; Metazoa; Arthropoda; Insecta; Lepidoptera; Tortricidae
Product: dystrophin-like
Exons: 21
Coding region: 47-2950 (967 amino acids)
Biological process (GO): synaptic signaling
Cellular component (GO): plasma membrane
Molecular function (GO): zinc ion binding; protein binding
Source: RefSeq, a predicted model, not a curated record
ACCUACAGGAACACAAGGCUCCCUGUUCUCGCAGGAGGACGCCGUCAUGCUGCAGCGGCGGCUGGAUGAGAUGAACCAGCGAUGGCACCAUCUCAAGGCCAAGAGUAUGGCUAUCAGGAACCGGCUGGAGAGCAACGCUGAGCACUGGUCCGCGUUACUGCUGUCUCUGCGCGAGCUGACCGAGUGGGUGAUCCGCAAGGAGACGGAGCUGGGUGCGCUUGCGCCGCCGCGCGGGGAUCUGGCGCAGGUCCUUAAACAACAGGACGACCACCGCGCGUUCCGAAGGCAGCUGGAAGACAAGCGACCAGUCGUUGAGAGCAACCUGCUCAGCGGCAGGCAGUACAUCGCCAACGAGCCUCCUCUCUCUGAUACCAGUGACACUGAACCGAGCCGCGACAGCGAAGGUGACUCACGCAACUACCGCUCGGCCGAAGAGCAAGCGCGCGACCUGGCUCGCUCGAUCCGACGGGAAGUAGCUAAGUUGGAGAGCAAGUGGAACUCGCUCGUGGAUCGCAGCGACGCAUGGGGGCGGUGUUUGGACGACGCUGUACAGCGCGUCCGCACCUUCACAUCAUCCCUCGACGAGCUAACCGGGCGCGUGCAGGCCGCCGAGACCGCGCGCUCGUCAUGGCGCGGGCCCGGCGACGCGCGCGACGCACGCGCGCAACUCGACGCGGUGUCGCGUGCGCGCGCGCAGCUCCCCCCGCUGCGGAGGCUGGCGGACGAGCUGCAAGGGCAGUUGCAGGCGCUCGCAAGAGACAAGAUCCAGAUACCGGAGCAGCUGGUCGCUAGGCUCGACGAUUUAAAUACCAGGGUCGGCGCUCUAUGCGCCGGCGGCGAAGAGCGAGCGAGACAGCUAGCCGGUGUGGCAAGAGAUGGAGGAGCGGGCGCGGCGCAGGGCUUCCUCGCCGGCUCGGUGGAGCAGCCCUGGGAGCGCGCCGUUACUCCCAACAACGUACCUUAUUACAUAAACCACGAACUGGAGACGACCCACUGGGACCACCCGAAGAUGAUCGACCUGAUGAACUCCCUCGCGGACCUGAACGAGGUCCGGUUCUCCGCGUACCGGACCGCGCUCAAGCUGAGGACCGUGCAGAAGGCAUUGUGCAUGCACAUGUUACAACUGCCAGCUGCACUAGAAGCUUUUGACUCUCACGGGCUGCGCGCGCAAAACGACCGCCUCAUCGAUAUACCAGACAUGAUCACUGUGCUCACAUCUCUGUACGAGGUGAUAGCCGCCGAAAACCCCAGUCUAGUAAACGUGCCCCUCUGCCUAGACCUUUCCAUCAACUGGUUGCUCAACGUGUACGACAGCCAGCGGACCGGACAAAUCAGAGUGCUGAGCUUCAAAGUUGGCCUCGUGUUGCUCUGCAAGGGCCAUCUUGAGGAGAAAUAUAGGUAUCUCUUCCGGUUGAUAGCUGACCCAUCAUGCAGAGCAGACCAGAGAAAGCUUGGAUUACUACUGCACGACUGCAUACAGGUACCAAGGCAACUGGGAGAAGUGGCUGCCUUCGGAGGCUCAAACAUCGAGCCUUCCGUACGAAGCUGCUUCGAACAGGCCUCGGCAGCGGCUAAGGAAGGAAACAAAGGCGGCACCCUAGAUAGGAAGGGAGCAUCAGAAAAAGACAAAGAAAAAGAGGACGUCAAAGAGAAGACCCUAGAGCGAGACGCCGACGGGCAGCUGCAGUUCAUCGAGGCGUUCCACUUCCUGCAGUGGCUGCAGAAAGAGCCGCAGUCCAUGGUGUGGCUGCCGGUGCUGCAUCGGCUGGCGGCCGCAGAGAACGCCAAGCAUCAGGCCAAGUGCAACAUCUGCAAGGAGUACCCUAUCCAGGGCUUCAGAUAUCGUUGCUUGAAAUGCUUUAACUUCGACAUGUGCCAGAAGUGCUUCUUCAGCGGGCGCAAGGCCAAGAACCACAAGCUCACGCAUCCCAUGCAGGAGUACUGUACGGCGACGACAUCAGGCGAGGACGUGCGAGAUUUCACGCGCGCACUCCGCAACAAGUUCAAGUCUGCUCGCUACUUCAAGAAGCACCCGCGGGUUGGAUACUUGCCCGUACAGACUGUGCUUGAAGGCGACGCGUUGGAAUCACCCGCGCCAUCGCCGCAGCACGGAGCCGGUGCCAACCUCGGCGGCGACGACAUGCACUCGAGACUCGAACUAUACGCCACACGACUGGCUCAGGUCGAGCUGGGUUCGAGACCUGCUGAUACUCCUGACAGCGAUGAAGAACACCAGCUGAUCGCCCAGUACUGUCACUCGCUGAACGGCGGUGGCGAGAACGAAGACGCUCCACGGUCACCCGUGCAGGUCGUCUCCAUCAUACAUCGCGAGCAGCGACACGAACUAGAGGCCAUGAUCAGGGAGCUGGAAGAAGAAAACGCGAGCCUGCAGGCGGAGUACGAGCGGCUGAAGGCCAAGCAGACCCCAGGGUCCACGCCGGAAGAGCAGCACGGUGUUAGCGACAACAGGAAUGCUCCGGUCGAUCAGGACAUGAUGGCAGAAGCCCGCCUGCUCCGCCAACACAAGGGCCGUUUGGAAGCCCGCAUGCAGAUCCUCGAGGAGCACAACCGGCAGCUAGAAGCGCAGCUGCAGCGUCUACGCCGUCUGCUCGAUGAGCCGUCGUCGGGGUCCCCGCCGGCGCGCACGGGCACGCUGCAGACGCGCUCCGUGACGGCCUCGCAGCUCGCCACCGACUCGCCCGCCAAGAUGCACAACGGCCUCUACCACGACUCGCAGACUAAUGGCCGCUGGGCGGGCGCUAGCGCGGGAGAGGGCCGCGAGGCGCUGGAGCGGCCACCGCCGCCGCCGCACAACGUGCACUCGCUCAUGCAUUGCGCAGAUGACCUUGGGCGCGCCGUCGAAGAACUAGUAUCUGUCAUGUCAGAGGAGCAGACAGAGAGCACUGCACCUCCCCAAUACUCCAACGGCAAACCUCCCAAAGAGAAAUAAGGGACACGACCCGCGCAAAUAAGGGACACGGACCGCGCUCCGAGUUGCCAGCGUUAAAAAAUAUUCAGGUGGCCAGGUUCACCGCUUUAUUCCGCUCUGGUAACACUGUUGUAAAAAUACUUGCUGCAAUGGUAAUGCUUAUAUUUCUGUAUGUUCACCAAUUUUUUUGCAUUGACGCGCGAUUUAUUUUGGACGUGAAAUUUACGCGCUCUAGCUUAGUUUGAAGGUGAAGGAGAGGUGGAAGGUACCUAUUACUAAUUUUCGACUCAUCACUAACCUGCGCAUGCUGUUAUAUUGUACUUUAUGUAAGUGUCUAACAUUCCAUUGUCAUCUACUAAUAGCGAUCGAACGGGACUUCAUAAAAUUC